AUGAGUGAUGUCAGCUCAGUGCAGCCUAGUGACUCGGCUAGUAAUGUUCAUACUAAGAGUGCGCAUCCUGAUGACAAAGUGAUGGAGGCUGUAAAGGGAGGAAGGAAUACAUCCGGACUACAUGGGACUCACAGAGUUGACCUGUUGUCUGAAAUUAGUGAAGCAAUUGCGGACGAUAAGCUCACGAAUAACAUGAGCGUGGUUCAACCAGCUCUAGUGCUGUUGGAAAAUCGGGGCGUCCACGCUCUCCAUGGACCCACGUUAUUUGCUGAGUACUGGACGGAACCCGAAGAGGCGGACGACACUGUUGGAGAUUCGAAUCAUUUUGAAUACCGAGGCGAAGCGCGACACACCCAGUUUGGCCAGAUGUUGCGAUGGGAGAAGGUUGCGUGUGCGUUGCUCAAUGCCACUAUUAGGGUUUGUGCAUCAAGUGGAGGAGCGAAAUUCGCUGGCCAUCUCGCACUGAUCGACCCACCGCAGGAUUUAGAUGCACCUAGAAUCAAGAGAAUGCUAUGGUGCGCUAAGAAACUCAAGCAUACAGUUGUGCCGUACUGCGUCGUUACCAACUUUUGGGCUGUGUGCUCUGGACGUGAACCAAAACCGGGAUAUGAAGAAAUGUUGAGCUCGCUGACUGCUAUUUUGUUGGACGACCACAAAAAUCUAAUUAAGCAAGCCAAAGCUGGGGAGGGCUCGAAUUCUUUGAAAAAUGUACGACGGGCAAACUACACGGAGAUUUCACCAAUCGGGCCAGUCAGACCUAAGCCUUGCUCUGAGGGAAACCUUCCGGAUAAUCCGGAUGGUGGUGAGGAGGAAGAGGUAGAAAGAAAUGAAGAGGCGGGAAACGUGGAAGAAGAAAGAGACGGAGGCAGUGGUCCCACGAAUGCAGAUGAGAAUGAGGAGGCCAAGUAUUUGGGCGCAGACGAUCCGGUCGAUAAACCACCAGCUGUGGCUGAAUAUGUCGCCCCUACGCGUGACUUGCCUCGAAGGAUGUACAAGAAAUGCAGAGUAUACUGCGACUUACCAGCAGAGGCGAUAUAUUGUGAUAACAAUCGAGAGACUCGCUCUGCCAAGGUAGGGGGAAGGAUGAUCGCAACGCUAACAGAAUCGGAAGCCACGCGGCUGCCAGGAGUGGUAUUGAGCGCUCCAGUCAGCACGACAGUCGAUGAACUCAAGCUACUUACUUCUGUGGUUUCCUUAAUCAGCUCGCAACAGGAUAUGAACUGGAGGGCGAACUGUCAUUCACUGAACAGAAUUUUCCCAAUCGGGUUACAAAUUUGUUCAGCACAGAAAUGGUUUCCAUUCAUUCAGCCCACAGUGGCACGACAAUCCUGCUUGGCGUGUUGGGUCAGCGUUUGGUUGCGAUGUGAAGAUCGCUACAUCGCGGGGAAGAUACGACAACUUGAUCCAGGCAUGACACUUGAGGUUACUGUUAAUGGUUCCGGACUCAAACCACAGAUGGCAUGGUAUCAAUUCGGUGGCGCUGACGUAGACAUGGACGUCCUCUAUAAAGACUUGAAGGAUGCACAUGAGAAUGGCGGCCUAUACAUACAGGCAGACGACUUAAGCUAUUAUGAUAUGGCAGUCUGUGCCGAUUUGUUAUGCCCUGAGGCUGCUCUUAAGUUCAAUGUGACUUUGAAGGCAGCGCAGCGUCCAAUAAGACCAUGGUCUAAUUGUGUCAAGAUGACCCCUUUCUUUGGGAAAGUACCCACCUUGAGUUUUGGAACACAUGGGAUGUUCCAAGGAGGUGCCCAACAGAAUAAACCUUACGAGGACUGGCUACAAGCAAAUCGCGACAGAAUACUCUCUGCUAAUGAGUACAAGAACAGCAUAUUGCGCAUAGCGAUUCUUCUCGAAAUGACUGAACAAUGUACAAUCGGUUAUUUGAUUGCCAGUUUCCUGAUGGGCGGACAAGGCCUGCGAGAUGCGCAUGGAUGCGAGAUGCUGGUGCCCUUGUCGGGUUUGUGCAUAGGAGGUGACAUAGUCUUACCCAGACCAAGUUUUACCGCUCCAUUGGCAUAUCUCUACACGGAUAGAGCAACUGCAGGAAUUGGUGCUGUGCCAGAAGUUGCUGUGCAAUUCUGUGAACAGUUGGAUAGAAUCAUGGCUGCUAUGACAGCCUGGAACUGUUCGAUUUUCAUUGCAGCACAGGCCUGGCAUAUCACACAAGAAAUCCUUCUGAAAAUUUUAUCCUUUAUCCUUUAUUUUCAGAAGGGGAUUUCAGGCGUCAAAAACGUCACCAACAGUAUUCUCUCUGAAGUCGUUUUCUUCCAUCAUGUUAAAGUGAUUGGCAUUGAUCGAUGA
This is a messenger RNA of Haemonchus placei, 2301 nucleotides long. The record is from the annotation of a GenBank genome assembly. NCBI's taxonomy places the organism in Eukaryota, Metazoa, Nematoda, Chromadorea, Rhabditida, Trichostrongylidae.